Messenger RNA from Glossina fuscipes, 751 nucleotides. RefSeq lists its product as uncharacterized. The record is from RefSeq and is a predicted model, not a curated record. Lineage: Eukaryota; Metazoa; Arthropoda; Insecta; Diptera; Glossinidae. The coding region runs from base 62 to 718 and encodes 218 amino acids. The transcript is spliced from 2 exons.
CCGUUAGUAAAGCAUUAGUCUGAAAUUUGCUGUUAAAACUAUCAUCAGAAUCGUAAACAAAAUGAGUUAUGUAACAUUAACUUUUGUUGGAGUGCUCCUGGUGCUCCAGUUAUGCUUUGCUAUUCCUAAACCAGACGCUGAUUCGCCCGUUUCGCAUCAUGAAUUUAAUACAGAUAACAAAUUGUAUAAAGCUACUCUCGAGGCGUUCGUUAAAAUGGCCAUACCGUUAGGUGAACAAUAUGGCGAUGUGUUAGAAAAAGUUUUAGAGGAUUUGAAAGCGCACGAAGAAGCGGCUAAUUAUGAAACUCAAAUAGAACAUUUGGAAGAACUUGUUAAAGGUGCUAAACAUUUGAAAGGUGACAGCGAUGACGAAACUUUGCAUAACAUUUUAAAACUGGAGAGUGACGUGGCUGGUGCUCAGGAGAAAAGCAAAAAGUCGUCCAAACCUCAUCUGGUCCACGAUUUGUUUGAGAAAGAUGGCGGAAAAGACUUCCUUGAAGUGUUCCGUAAGGAUUUCGUUGAAUUCUUUGAUGGUUUCGAUGAUGCUUUCGAGGAAUAUGCUAAAGACUUGAGUGAAGAGGAGAAAGCCGAUCAUGAAGAUUUUUUGAAAUGGUUCAAGGAAUUCAAAGAAGCGGAUGGUUUUGAUAAACAAUUCGAAAAGUUUGUAGGGUUCUUUAAGUUUUUCAAUUCUGAAAAUAUUUUAGAAAUAAGGAAGUAAAUAUAUAUAUUUUUUAAAUACAACGUUAGAUGU